AUGCCUUACGACUGGUUGUCGUCCUACUCAAAAAAUAGGUCACAUAUAGUGAAAUGUGUAUUUUCUGGUAAAACUUGCUACUCAAAUGCCAUUACUUUGUCUACGGGAGUUCCUCAAGAUGACAGAUCGUUAACAACAGGAGUCCAAAAUGAUGCUCAAUUGGGAACUUCAAUCACCAAUAUGGCGUCGAAGACUUUAGAAUGGUACAGUUUAAACGGGCUUUUUGGCUUCAGGUCUCGAUUAAACACAUCAAAAGCUGUUAUAGAUCUCGUUGACGAGAUCACGGACUGCUUUCACGAAGGUACUUAUGCUAUAGCAUCCUUCUUAGAUUUGACCAAGGCCUUCGACUGUGUGUGCCAUUCGCUACUACUUCGAAAACUCUAUUUCUAUAAUCUGCACCCAGAGAGUGUUCGUCUCGUAUCGUCAUAUCUUAGAAACAGAAUUCAAAAAGUCACUAUGGGAGAAACGUCUUCUAGCUAUCUGCCUGUUACGUGUAGCUUCCCGCAGGGAUCAAUAUUAGGCCCACUUCUCUUCUUAAUUUUUAUUAAUGACCUCCCGUCUAAUUUAACAAAUUCAAAAGUUAUUUUAUACGCCGACGACACCACUAUACUAAACAGAGGUGAUUUUCUUGAAGAAUGUGAAGAUAAGACUUUGGAGCGCUCGCCCAGACCGACGUCUCAACAUUCCAAACUGAAAGCCACCGUCUUCUUCCACAUGGUCUACCAGUUUUAUUUGCUAACAGCUAUUGCUACUGGAAACAGAAUCGAAGCGAUCGAGCUACGACGCGUCCCUCCAGCCGAAGCGGCGCUCCGAAACGAGCCAAACAAGCCAAGUCGGUCUUGGAUCGCUCCGGAAGGCCGUGCUGGAGAAAUAACGUGA
Zophobas morio is the source of this 879-nucleotide messenger RNA. RefSeq lists its product as uncharacterized. Lineage: Eukaryota; Metazoa; Arthropoda; Insecta; Coleoptera; Tenebrionidae. The record is from RefSeq and is a predicted model, not a curated record. The coding region runs from base 1 to 879 and encodes 292 amino acids. The transcript is spliced from 4 exons.